Messenger RNA from Chironomus riparius, 526 nucleotides. NCBI's taxonomy places the organism in Eukaryota, Metazoa, Arthropoda, Insecta, Diptera, Chironomidae. The record is from the annotation of a GenBank genome assembly.
UAUAUUUUUUUCAACUACUUAAUAAUUCGAAAAUUUUUAAGUUUGUCUUAUAUAUUUUAUUUUUGUAUAUCCAUAUAAAUCUAUAGAAAUUCCAGUAAAAAUGAAAUUUUGUCAAAUUUUUGUGCUGACUUCUGUUUGCUGCUUGACAAUUGGUUUUGCAGCUGUUGCACUUAAACCAAAGAUAAAAUCAAUUGUUGAUGAAAUGAUCUAUGGAAAAAUUCAUCUCAUAGUCAAAAGUCAACAUGCGAAAAAUCCAAAAUUAAUCAAAUGCAUAAUGGAUGUAUUAAUGGAAAACGAGACAGCUAACAAAUGCUAUGCAUUCGAUGUAAUGUUUAAUCAAGACACAUUCAAAAGUUGUGUUCAACCUUUUAUCGAUGGUGCUAAAUCACAAUGUGGAAUAUCUCGAUUUAGUCAGCAGCUAAUUUUUAGUAUUUCUAUUGUGUUUUUGCUCAUUUUCCCAGUGAUUAUUUAUGGUUUUAUACACUUAAUUUUCUAUUUAAUAAAUCUGUUUAGAAGCGAUGCUUAA